AUGUCCGCCUCUGCAAUUCCUGAAGUCAAUGGCGGGCUCGAGAGUCAUGUCACGGUUCAGAAGCGAGCUUACUAUUCACCUCCUUGGGCCGAUGUCAGCAUUAUCGGCGUCGCGGGCAGCUCAGGUUCAGGCAAAUCGACCUUGUCCCAGGCGAUCGUCAAGAAGCUGAACCUACCCUGGGACUCUUUUUAUAAGACCUUGACACCUGAGCAGUCCAAACUGGCCUUCGCCAACGAAUAUGACUUCGACUCGCCUGACGCCAUCGAUUUCGAUAUUUUGGUCGAUAAGCUACGGGACCUCAAGGCUGGAAAACGGGCCGAAAUUCCCGUUUAUUCAUUCGCCAAACAUUCUCGAUUGGACCGUACAACAUCCAUCUACUCGCCUCAUGUACUUGUCCUAGAGGGUAUCUUUGCGCUUUACGACCCUCGAGUGCUUGAACUGCUUGAUAUGGGUAUCUAUUGUGAGGCAGAUGCAGAUACAUGCCUGUCAAGGAGACUUGUCCGUGAUGUGCGGGAGCGUGGGCGAGAUAUCGAGGGCAUCAUCAAGCAGUGGUUUGGAUUCGUCAAGCCAAACUUUGAGAAGUUCGUCGAGCCCCAACGGAAAGUUGCUGAUUUGAUCGUACCGCGAGGAAUUGAGAACAGAGUUGCCCUUGAAAUGAUGGUUCAGUUUGUCGAGAAGAAGCUGUUCGAGAAGUCAAGACAUCACCGAGAGGCUCUGUCCCGUCUGGAAGCAGCAAGUAAGGAUUCGCCGCUUUCUGAACGGGUCGUGGUCUUGGAUGAUACACGACAGCUCAAAUUCAUGAACACCAUCCUUCAGGAUAUUGACACAGAUCCUGAGGACUUCAUAUUCUACUUUGACAGGCUUGCAAGUCUGAUUAUUGAACAGGCCCUCAACAAUGCCCAUUUCGAAGCCAAGAAUAUUGUAACACCCCAGGGAUACGAAUACAAGGGUCUUGUAUCAACGGGUGAGGUCUGCGCCGUUAUUGUACUCCGUGGAGGAUCCGCGUUUGAGCCGGCGCUUCGAAAGACUAUUCCCGAUUGCCGAACGGGCCGUCUUCUUAUCCAAUCCGACUAUUCCACGGGAGAGCCGGAACUUCAUUACUUGCGACUACCUGACGAUAUUGCAGACCAAGAAAGUGUCCUUCUUCUGGACACCCAGAUGGCUACUGGAGGUGCCGCGUUGAUGGCGGUGCAAGUCCUGGUCGAUCACGGCGUGAAACAGGAUCGUAUCGUUCUAGCAACAUACUCGGCCGGCAAGGUUGGACUUCACAGAUUGACAUCCGUUUUCCCAGAGAUUACAGUCGUGGUUUGCAACAUGCUCGACUACCAACAAGAACGAUGGGUCGAGAAGAGGUAUUUCCGCUGCUGA
This is a messenger RNA of Fusarium tjaetaba, 1368 nucleotides long. Its product is annotated as uridine kinase. Gene Ontology annotation, molecular function: ATP binding; kinase activity. The record is from RefSeq and is a predicted model, not a curated record. Bases 1 to 1368 code for a protein of 455 amino acids. Gene Ontology annotation, cellular component: cytoplasm. Lineage: Eukaryota; Fungi; Ascomycota; Sordariomycetes; Hypocreales; Nectriaceae. The transcript has 9 exons.